This is a messenger RNA of Cynoglossus semilaevis (tongue sole), 1332 nucleotides long. RefSeq names its product chromosome Z C9orf78 homolog (gene czh9orf78). Gene Ontology annotation, cellular component: spliceosomal complex. Bases 91 to 966 code for a protein of 291 amino acids. Gene Ontology annotation, biological process: mRNA splicing, via spliceosome. NCBI's taxonomy places the organism in Eukaryota, Metazoa, Chordata, Actinopteri, Pleuronectiformes, Cynoglossidae. The transcript is spliced from 9 exons. The record is from RefSeq and is a predicted model, not a curated record.
ACUCCUGUUCUACUCUUUCCGGUUUAUCAAGUCGUACGCUGAUAGAAGUCACUGGCGGCAACUGCUAAAUAUCAUUAAACUAAAAUAAAAAUGCCCACUGGUAAGAACUUCAGGAAGAGAAGAGAAUCAUCGGAUGAGGAGGAAGAUGAAAUUACCGAAGAAGUCAGAUCCAAAUUAGAAGAAGCCAAAGAGCGCCAGAGUUUGCGGAAAAUACAGAGUGGCGUUAGUGUUGCCGCCCUACUGGUUGGAGAGAAACUGCCACCGGAUGCUGAAAUUGAUAAUGAUCCAUUUAAACUUAAGACUGGAGGAGUUGUUGACAUGAAGAAAAUUAAAGACUGGAACAGGGACAUAAUCGAAGAUGAGCCUGACCUCAAUUUGGGCACUGCAUUCUCUGCUGAAACCAACAGAAGAGAUGAGGAUGCAGACAUGAUGAAAUAUAUUGAGACAGAGCUUAAAAAGAAGGGCUCAGAUGAGGCGGAGGAACAAAAGGUUAAGGUGAAGAGUCCAGAAGACCACCUUUACGAAUUACCUGAGAACAUUAGGGUCAACUCUGCUAAGAAGACAGAGGAGAUGUUGUCCAAUCAGAUGCUGAGUGGCAUCCCUGAAGUUGAUCUUGGCAUUGAUGCCAAAAUUAAGAACAUCAUCCAAACAGAAGAGGCAAAAGCCAAACUUCUGGCAGAACAGAGGAACAAGAAGAAAGACCAGGGCACAUCAUUUGUACCGACCAAUAUUGCUGUCAACUAUGUCCAACACAACCGCUUCUAUCACGAGGAUGCUAAUGCACCACAGAGGCAUCACAGACACAAAGAAGAGCCUAAAGCUAGACCACUGCGCGUGGGGGACACUGAGAAACCAGGUCCAGAAGCUGCACCCUCACCACCCAACUUCCGCAAACGACCAAACAAUGAAAAAGCCACAGAUGACUAUCACUAUGAGAAAUUCAAGAAGAUGAACAGACGAUACUGAGGAGCCUAUUGUUUUGUUUGGACAAUUAUUAGGUUUCCUAAAACCAGUAUUAGUAAAUUUGUUUUGUAAAUAAUGUGUAUAAAUCUGUCAUGUUUGCAGCACAUGCUUUAAAUUGUUGUUUAAACUGAAAUAUUCCACAACAAUUUGAAUAUAGAAAACAAAUGUGUUUGUUUUACACAUUGGAUUAUGUCUCAGCUUUAAUAACAUUUGUUUUCUAUUGUUUCCCUGUUAGAUUACUUCCAUAAACAGAUUUGCUUAUUAAGGAUAAAUGAUAAUGAUGAUUAUUUUUUCUUGUUUUUAAUCAGUUCUUUUUGGAAUAAACACAAUGAAAAUUUAAAACAUUACAAAUAAAAAUGUUACAUAAAA